Molecule: messenger RNA, 1783 nt
Organism: Rhizopus microsporus ATCC 52813
Lineage: Eukaryota; Fungi; Mucoromycota; Mucoromycetes; Mucorales; Rhizopodaceae
Product: Dbl homology domain-containing protein
Exons: 3
Biological process (GO): septin ring organization; intracellular signal transduction; establishment of cell polarity
Cellular component (GO): division septum; nucleus; cytoplasm
Molecular function (GO): guanyl-nucleotide exchange factor activity
Source: RefSeq, a predicted model, not a curated record
AUGGAAUACUAUAUUGAUUACACAACAGAUGACGAUACAACACCUUUAAAUAAGUUAUGGGCUAUCUGUAGAAGAGGCUUUCCUUUGGCUGCCUUAUUUAAUGCAUUAGAUCCUCAAGAGCCCUUAUCAGUCGAUCCAUCUUGUACUCAAAUUAAUGAAUGUAAAAAGAGCAUCUACCAUUUUAUUGUUGCCUGCAGAAAUCAAUUGGGUAUUCAUGAAGAUGAUUUAUUCACUUUAUCUGACUUAUACAAGGAUAAUACCAAUGGAUUCGUUAAAGUUGUGAACACCAUUGAUAUCAUCUUACAAAUGCUAGAAGAACGAGGCGUCAUCACAUCCAUCAAUCACAAUAGAAACUCGUUCAAUGAACCAAAAGAUGCAAGAGAUAAAGUCGUACUUGAAUUAUUAGAAACUGAAAGAAAAUAUGUUCAAGACUUGGAGAUAUUACAGGCAACGACGAGUAACUUACUUUAUUUACAGAAUUAUAAACGUGAAUUACAGCUACAAGAAAUAUUAAACCCAGAUACAAUUCAUUAUCUCUUUGGCAAUCUCAAUACUCUCGUAGACUUUCAAAGAAGAUUCCUCAUUCAACUAGAAGAAAUGGCCGAAAAAUCGCCAGAGGAUCAAGACUUUGGUUCAUUGUUUAUACAAAACGAAGAUUCUUUUACUGUCUAUGAGCCUUAUUGUUCCAAUUUUUUUUCGGCUCAGGACUUGGUCGUACAGGAAGCGCCUAAAUUACAAAAAUUGGCCGACAUACUGAAUCCAAUUUAUGAAUUACCUUCGAUGCUGAUUAAACCCGUGCAGAGAAUUUGUAAAUACCCUUUACUUAUGCAUCAGCUCAUCAAGGCUACCAACCCAAGCUGGCCACAUGUCUUUCGUAUGGAACAAGGACUGAUCAGCAUCAAGCGAGUGACCGAAAAAGUGAAUGAGACCCAACGAAAGCUUGAAAACAUCCAGAUCGUGGACGAAAUUAAAAAUAGAGUGGAUGAACUCCGACGAGGCGAAAUCGGUACCUAUGGUGCCUUAUUGCUCCAUGAUAAGCUCUUCAUGUCGCAGUCGGAUGCUCCCGAAAAAGAAUUGCUGGUCUACUUUUUCGAAAAGACAAUCCUUAUCUGCAAGGAGAGCAAAGACUCGACCAAGAAUAAGCCUGUCAAAUCCAAUACGAUUUCCAUCAAAAAGAAAAGAAGAGGCAGCCUUCAACUCAAGGGUAUGAUCAUGACAAGCCGUAUCGUCAAGGUGCGUAACCACUCAUCAAGUGGUAGUUGGUGCUUGACCAUCGACUUUAAGGACCGUGAAGUGGAUCAUGUCCUCUUCCGAUUCAGAAACGAAGAACAAAUGAAGCUCUGGGAGUCGUCUCUUCAGCGACAUAUCACGCCUAUGAAAUCAAAUGUAUCCAACACACAACUCAUGUCCAUGAAAGGAACUAAUCUGACAGAAGUACCUCCUUUCCUUCGUACAGAUGAUGACAGCAGUACAGAUUACAGUGAUCAAGAAUGUGAUUCACCAACUAUGCCCAGGUCACAGAAAAAAUACAGCAUAUCUCGUCAUAUUACUGACCAGCCACCUCGAACGAGUUCACAUCACCACAUGCAGCAUCUUCAUGAUUACCCCGUAUCGCCUCCACCUUCCCAUCCUUCUUCGCCACGUGCUAUGGACGAGUAUCCACCUUAUCUUAUGAAUCGUAGCCAAUCCCAAUCUGUCGUACCUGGACAGCCACUCCUUUACACCAGUCGGGUUCGAUCUCAGAGUAGUCCAAACAUUAAACAAAGACAACAACAACAACAAC